Messenger RNA from Coffea eugenioides, 2974 nucleotides. RefSeq names its product B3 domain-containing transcription factor ABI3. The record is from RefSeq and is a predicted model, not a curated record. Gene Ontology annotation, molecular function: DNA-binding transcription factor activity; DNA binding. Lineage: Eukaryota; Viridiplantae; Streptophyta; Magnoliopsida; Gentianales; Rubiaceae. The transcript has 6 exons. The coding region runs from base 1 to 2520 and encodes 839 amino acids.
AUGAGCAAGAAUGCUUCCGAAGCACUGCAAGCAGGGGACGACGGAGAUGGAUUAAUGAAGGGCAUGGAUGUCAUCAUGGAAGAAUCUGCCUUUCCUGCAACAGCAUUUGAUGAUGAUCAUAUGAAGCAAGAUGAGCAAGUGAUGAGUGUUAAUGGUGGUUGCGGUGAGAGGGAGAUCUGGUUUGGAAGAGAUCAUCGUGGUCAUGAUCAAGACAGUAGUCUACUUGAUGAUGAUGAUGAUGCUGAUGUCAAUAAUGAUCCUUGCUCCCUCUUCUACACUGACUUCCCUCCCAUCCCCGACUUCCCAUGCAUGUCUUCCUCUUCAUCAUCUUCCUCCACUCCCCUCCCUGCCAGGGCCGUUGCUUCCACAUCCUCCUCCUCUUCCUCCUCGUCCUCCUCCGCGGCUACUUCUUGGGCAGUUUUCAAGUCAGAGCCGGACGAUUCUUUCCACCGUAAUUCAGAGGCAGAAAUGCAGCGCUACCACCCCCUGGAGAGGCAGUGUGAUGAGGUGGUGAAUGCUGCUGCUGCGGCGGCGGCCUUGUCAUCCACCGCCUCCAUGGAGAUUCUUCCACUACCUGAUGACUACUGUAGCAACAGGGAUAUGAAUUGCAUGAAUGCGAUGGAGAAUUUCGGGUACAUGGAUCUGCUGGAUAACAGCGAUAUCUGGGACCCCUGCUCAAUUUUUGAGAGCGAAAACGUUAACCCCCCACAACAAGAUCAUGAUCACCAGUUUCAAGAACGGAAACCUGCAUCGUCAGCAUGCGCAACCCCCAACCACCAGGAAGACCAAAUACAAGCUCCCUCUCAGCAUCAUCAGCCUGUGGAGGAAGACGGAAAUGAUAAUGGAAAUGAUGGCGGGCUAUACUUUCUGCAAGGAAACAGCGAGCUUGGUGUUAUAUUCCUGGAAUGGCUCAAGCAAAACAAAGAUCACAUUUCGGCUGAAGAUAUGAGGAGUAUCAAGCUCAAGCGCUCUACCAUUGAGUGCGCCUCCAAACGUCUGGGCUGCACCAAAGAGGGCAAGAAGCAAUUGUUGAAGCUCAUUCUGGAGUGGGUGGAACAAUACCAGCUUCACAAAAGAAGAGCCACAGAAAUGGGUUCAAGAGCUGCAGCUGACUUUGACCCAAUCUCCUAUCACUAUCAUGAACAGGCACCGGCUGCUGCAGCUGCUCACGAAACCAUAAACCCUAACCCUAACCCUAACCCUAGCCCCACUACUACUGAUUUGAUUAACUGCAAAUCUGUUGUUCCCUGUAGUCAUCAAGAUCCAUCAACUGCUUGCCUUUCUCCCUCUCCAUCACCUUGGGUUCCACCUGCACCUCCAUGCGAGUCUUGUCCUAACUCCCUCGCGGCGCCAUUCCCGCCCACCAUGGGAGGAUAUGCGUGUGAUCCUUAUUCUUGUGCUGCAGCGGCAACUGUUGCUGUUGCUGUUCCCGUGUCGAACCAAACUAUGAAUAAUGCAAAUCUAUAUCUGGUUCCAGCAGAAUAUCAUCAACCCACGGACUCUCCUCAAUCGUGGAGUGGACCAUAUUCGAUGCCGCAGGCUCAGUACAACCCGUUCCCGGAUAAUACUAAACUUCCCGUGUCCGGCUCCCAAGCUCAAGCUCUGUAUGCAAAUCCAUAUCCGUAUCAGGUUUUUGAUGGGAGCAGUGGCGAAAGAUUGGUGAGAUAUGGUUCUUCAGCCACCAAGGAGGCCCGCAAGAAAAGGAUGGCACGCCAACGACGGAUUUCUCUGCACCAAUAUCGGCAUCAUCAUAGUCAUCAUCAUCAUACUCACCAAAAUCAGCCUCAGAGUCUAGUGAAUGAACAACAUGCAACGAGGAUCCCUGCUGUUGGAGAUGAUUGCACCUCCAACUCUCCAGCUAAUCCAGGGAAUUGGAUUUACUGGUCCCCUGCAGUUCCUCCGCCUGCUCCUGCUCCGAUGGCUUCGACUAUGCGGCCUUUGGUUUCACCUGAUGAACCAUCACAUAGGCAAGCACCAACUCAACCUGUGGAUCGGGCGUACCUGCAACCGCAGCAGAAUCAUCAGCGUCAGGUUCCAUCAUCUGAUAGAAAGCAGAGUUGGAAAACGGAGAAGAACUUGAAGUUUUUGCUGCAGAAAGUGUUGAAACAAAGCGAUGUGGGUAAUUUGGGAAGAAUUGUGUUGCCCAAAAAAGAGGCAGAAACGCAUCUUCCUGAACUUGAAUCAAGGGAUGGAAUCCCCAUAGCCCUGGAAGACAUUGGCACUUCUAAUGUCUGGAACAUGCGGUAUAGAUUUUGGCCAAAUAACAAGAGCAGAAUGUACCUUCUUGAAAACACCGGGGAUUUUGUGCGCGUAAAUGGACUUCAAGAGGGCGACUUUAUCGUCAUAUACUCGGACACGAAAUGUGGCAAAUACCUGAUAAGAGGAGUGAAAGUUCGGCAGCCAGGGUCAAAAUCAGAGGCAAAGAAGCCGGCAAGGAGAAACCAGCGUAAUGUGCCCCAAGCGGCCAAUAACUUUGCACUUGCAUCUUUCAAACAAACGGUGAAACGAACAACAAAUUAGAGGAGGAACAGCAACCAGCAAUAUGAAUGAAAGAAGAGAUGUGGCAUUUUCUUUUGACAUAUGGUUUUUGUGGUAUUGCUACGGAAUAAGUCUCAGCAAGGUCCAAAGGAUAUUUAACCAUUUCGAGACCAAAAUGGAAGACUCCAGUAUAUAUAUGCUUUAAUUUGCUUCAUCUCAGUAUAUGUUUCAAUUUGCUUCGUCUAGCAAUUUCCUAACCCGUUAAAAUGUUAAUCCCAGUUCAUUCUUUUUUGGUUGGCCCGCAAAGGGUGCAAGAAAAUUUGCUUAUUUUGGGUGUGUAUCUUUGCUGGUUUAACUGGUUUCUUCGACCAUGUAAUUUCUUAAAGCUCUGUAUGUUUACUAGUAUAAACUAGAACCUAGUGACCUGUACUCAGUGACUUGUGUACUUUUGAACUCCAUCAUGUAAAGUAAAAACGUCUUGUGUUGUUGAUCUGCA